CAGAUUUUGAGCGUGAAGCGCGCGCGUAACUUGGUGACCUGAUACGAAGCGCGACUUGCAAUUCGCGUUCUCCCGGAUCGGAAUAUACCUAUUGAGAUGACUACCGAGACUAACUUGAGAAGCACGCGUCAAAACUCUCACCAAUGGGCCGCCUUUCUCCACAACGACACCUCUCUUCAGCUUAACGCUUCACUUCCGCACAGCUCUUCGCUCCUAGCAACAACCUAUCCUCAAUCAGGAAGUACGGCCACUGGAGAUAUCGUUCUGUCAUAUCUACAGAGAGUCUUUCGAUUCAUCGGUCAGGUGAUUUUGAAGAUCAAAGGCUCAUCAGACAAAUGGACUAUUACGGGAAGUGUGCUCAUCGGUAUAGCCUUUGGUGUUCCCGCCUGGCUUGGUCUACGUUUAAAGACUCGAACAAGCAAGAAGGGGCACUAUAUGCUUUGCUUUGAGGAGAUGAUGGAUAUCGUCAGAACUGUGCUUACACAAUAUCGACAUCCAGUCAAGAUUGGUCUGAGCCCAAUACCACUGGAAAAAUUUAGACAUUCGCUGAGUACUGGUCUCUCUUUUGGAAAACGAUCGCUGGCCUCAAAGAUGAGGUUUAUUGGUCACAACAACGCCGCCAUGAGGGUGAAGAGAGUCGCGGCUCCUGAGUCUGGACGAUUUUGGGUUACGGGGGGCCAGUCCUGGCUAUACAUCAUAUGUAUAAGCUUCUCUGUGACCUUCGUAUCGAUUAUCGUGACUGGUCAAAGAACGGCUGCGCGGAAGAGGAUAUCACGGCGGACUCAUCAUAGCAGGGCAUUUAAGGUACUGCUGGCUUGUAUAUUAGCAUCCUCGCUUCUGUCUAUCCUUUUGGUCUACACAGUGGUUGAAUUGAGGAGCAAAUGGAGGAUAGCUGGGGAAGGUCACCUCGCGUAUUGCUAUGCUGAUGAGGAUCAUGCAAUGAACACGGGUUGUCCUGCUCGUCUGGUAAAUCGCCCAGAUCUGUUCCGAUUCCAGCCUUGGGAUAUGCUAGACCUUGUCACUAUUGGUAUGUUUUCCGUGGUGGUCAGCAUCGUACUGUUCAUCAUAGGAGAUGUAAGAUUCUUACUCUCCCUCUCCCUCUCUCCCACUUCUCUGGCAUUUACCUGCCUCUGAACACACACGAGGGAUCCACCCUAAUGUACACAAAUUGCUCAGUCUCCCCAGCUGGAAGGGGAGCUGUAGCUCUGAUAUGGUAGCAAUACCCGCGUAGGCAAGAAAUGCUUUCUAAGGUAGUGUGUUGGCACUGUAAUUCCAUAGCUUAGCACGUCAUAUAUGCCCUUCGGGAGGCGAGAUGGUAGACUUCAUCCCCAUUAACUAGACGU
Molecule: messenger RNA, 1343 nt
Organism: Boeremia exigua
Lineage: Eukaryota; Fungi; Ascomycota; Dothideomycetes; Pleosporales; Didymellaceae
Exons: 4
Coding region: 97-1134 (345 amino acids)
Source: RefSeq, a predicted model, not a curated record